Molecule: messenger RNA, 1560 nt
Organism: Punica granatum (pomegranate)
Lineage: Eukaryota; Viridiplantae; Streptophyta; Magnoliopsida; Myrtales; Lythraceae
Source: RefSeq, a predicted model, not a curated record
AAACCGUCGGCGCGUAGACUGGUCAGAGCCCCGCAACUGAUUACGCAUGGCGGCGGCGGCACCUCCGCCCUCCUCUCUCGGAACCCGCUCCUCCGCCUCCCUCAGAACCCCAUCGAACCUCCUCUUCUCCAAGAUUCCAUCCCUCCAUAGCCCUCCUCCCUCCGGCUGCCUCCGCCUCGCAUGCAGGUCCCAGCUCCGGAGCUUCGAUGACUCGCAGAACUGGAUAACCGUCGACUAUUUCCCCAGCGUUGAUCCUAUCCACGUCAUCCACGGGUCGUCUUCUGCUGCUUCGAUCCCAAUGGCUGCGAGCGCCGGGCUGGAUUCCGCCGCGAAGGGAGCCAAGAAGGUCUGUCUCUUCUACUGCGCCGAGACCAAGCCGCUCGCCGAGAGAGUCGCCGCUCAGUCGGACUACAUUGAGCUCCGCAGCAUCAACUGGAGGACAUUUGAUGAUGGAUUCCCCAACUUGUUCAUACCCAACGCUCAGGGGAUUCGAGGGCAGCAUGUCGCUUUUCUGGCAUCGUUUAGCUCCCCGAGGGUGAUCUUUGAGCAGCUCUCUAUCAUCUAUGCAUUACCAAAGUUAUUUGUGUCUUCAUUCACGCUCGUGCUUCCGUUUUUCCCCACGGGCACUUCUGAGCGUAUGGAGGACGAGGGAGAUGUAGCAACAGCUUUUACACUAGCAAGGAUAUUGUCGAACGUUCCAAUAUCUAGAGGAGGGCCUACUAGUUUAGUUACCUUUGAUAUCCAUGCCUUGCAGGAGAGAUUCUACUUCGGUGACAACAUUUUGCCAUGCUUCGAGAGUGGGAUACCCUUGCUUAAAAAUAGACUCCAGCAGCUCCCUGAUUCUGACAAUAUAUCUAUUGCCUUUCCUGAUGAUGGUGCAUGGAAACGUUUUCACAAUCAACUACAGCAUUUUCCAACGAUUGUUUGCGCUAAAGUUCGGGAAGGUAAUCAACGCAUUGUGCGCCUUAAGGAGGGGGAUCCCAAAGGAAGGCAUGUUGUUAUAGUUGAUGAUCUGGUCCAAUCAGGUGGCACUCUAAUAGAAUGCCAGAAAGUUUUGGCUGCACACGGAGCAGCAAAAAUUAGUGCCUACGUGACACAUGGGAUUUUUCCUCACAAGUCAUGGGAACGUUUUAAACAUGACAAUGGAGGGAAUCCCGAGGAUGGUAUGACCUACUUUUGGAUCACGGACUCCUGUCCUCAGACAGUGAACGAAGUAAUGAACAAACCUCCAUUCGAAGUACUCAGCCUUGCUAAUUCCAUAGCAGCCAGCCUCCUAAUAUAAGAGCAGAGUUGGAGGCUUGGAUCCCCGGCUAAUGCCUCCGUAGUCAUUUGAGAGGAAAAAUGAACCUAGUCCUGUCAAGACCGAGAAUGUCCGAGUUGCAGCAGAAAGGCUUAGUUUGAUUGGUGUGCCUAUUUAUUUGUUAUCUUGGUUCAGUCAUGUAAAUUUUUGCACAGCUAGAUGGAGAAGGAACAGUCAUCCUAGUUCAUAAGAAGAUUAUCUCGGAAUCCACAGGCUUUUAGGAAAAUGAUGCAGUCUCGAUAAACUACCCGAGCUUCUUU